AGUAGGUAUAGUACAAAUAUACAAGCAGGUAUUCAAAUUUAAUAACAAAUAAUUAUACUUAAAAUACUAUAACAGGAUUAAUUCAAAUAACUAAAUUCAAGUAGCUUUUUAUUUGAAUUUAGUAUUUUGCAUACCCAAGAUUUGUUUUAUGAUUUUUUUAAUUGAAAUUAUGAAUUUAAAAAAAUAAUUUCAAUUUCAACUACACUAAUUACUUUGACAGGUUGAUGAAUAGGUAACGAUAAAGGCAAAAUAACAAUAAAGAUCAUCUUCAGUGUCACUAAAUAGGAUGAAUUAUUGGCACCUUUCAUAAAAAUGAGCAAAAAAUUUUUAGCAGACAAUACUACCACCUAUUUCUUGAAUGGAACAGUUGCAUUAUUGUGCAAUAUUUAUUUUAUACAGUUAAUGUUGUUUUUUAUUUUCCACUCAAACAGUAGGUGAAAUUGUUUCACAUAUAAAUUGUCAUAAAUUGUCAUUCUUUAAAACAUUUUUAAUUUGCUCACAGUCCCCAGGUAACUGUUACCAAUAAUCAUGUCAUGUUCCCCUGAAGUAUAAAAAUGAGGUUACAUGUAAAAUAUAAAAUCCCUUUGUCAUCAUUUACCAUGGGGGAAAAACCAAAGAAUUUAGCACAAAAGAGACUGGCCAAGAUUGACCUGCGCAAAUUAGGUAGUGGAUAUAAAAUUGCUUAUACAGUUAGUGUCGCGAUGUGAGUCCGUGGAGGCGGAUACAAAUGCAGAACUUCUUUUAUUGCAGACAGACACAGGGAAACUGAAAUCAGGGGAAAGACACAAAAGGAACCAGCAUUAUCAGAAACUUGGUAAUUAGAAAAUAAACCCUAAGGUAAAAAAGUACGAAAUAAUCAAAACAGUGCAUAAACAAAAGAAAUAAGGGAACCAAAUACAAAAUGUGACCUGACCUUACUCCAGCAACUAAGGAAGAAAAACGGGCGGUUUAAAUAGGGUACUAAUCAAUCAGGGAAAAUGGAAAAACACGAGUAUGGUUGAGACAGGAAAUGUAAGGAGACAACUGAGGAAGAAGUUCUGCAAGGACAGCCAGGGUGGAAUUGCCCCCGGGGGCCAUUACGGUUAGGAAUGUAUUUUGUACAAUUAGGACCAUAACAAAAAGUUUUAUGUUUAAAAUGGUUAGAAAUAUCCCAGGAACUACACCCAUAAGCACACUGUCGUGAUUAGGUGUGUACCAAUGUGUUCUUUUAAAAGAAAACUAAUCAAUGCAACAAUCAUAAAUCAAUCAUACAAACAACUGAUGUGUAAAUAAUUUGAUAGCACAGUGAUUUGCCCAUAACUUGAUUCUUGAUACAGAGUGACUUCAUCAUUCACUCACAUAAUGAUGGGAGGCUAAUAAAUUGAAUUGUAUCAGUAGCAGAUUCAGUGAUAUCGUCAAAUAUUGAAUCAUUGCCUUAUGAAUCAAAAUCAUCUUGUGUGGAAGCCUAAGGUUUACACCCAGUGAGGAGGUUGGUGAAGGAGGGAAGAGAGAGACCAAAGAUCACAUAAUGCAGUGCCUAAAGGUCACCAAGCAUCAUUAGAACUGCAGUUGGAAUUAUGUUGUGGUCAGAUGAGACCAAAAUCAAAGUAUUUGGUCAUGCACACCAUCAGAAUAUUUGGUGACAAAACAGGACUGUAUAAGGAAAUUAUAGAAAUAAUUGCCAAUAAUUCUAAAACCAGUGUCUAGUAGAAAAAAAAAGUGAUUUUAAAUCACUUAUUGCAUGUUGUUAUUGUUUAUUGCUCAUUUUAAUGAAGGGCAACUCUUAAGUUGACAACAGUUUAGGUUUUGUAUAAGAAUAUAUAAUAUGUUAGUAUAUAAUGAUACAAUAUACAUUAUAAACCUACCAUCGUUUCUUUUUUUUUUUUUAAUGUUGCCUGCUCAUUAGGUUUAUUACCUUGUAACUACAUUUAUAGGCCAUUGUUUCCAGGUAUACUGUACCUACAAAGUGCACUUAUGGUAGAUAGACAACUACUAAGUGUAGCCUAUCUGUUGCUAUGCACAGUUUUUCAGCGCCCCUCUACCAUGUCCACCUCUGGGAGGAGAUCACCAUCUUCCUGCUCAAUCCCUUCCCUUAACACAACUUUCACCUGUCCAAGGUGGACAUUAUAAGGAUGCAGAAGGCAAAAGAUAUGGAAUGGACACAGAGGAGUGGAGUCAGUGGCAGAAUGAGUUUCGUGGGCAGAUCCGGGCACUGCGCCACUGGCUGAAGAGCAUGGAGAUGAGACUGCCUCCUGUGGAUCCUGCAGUAGCUGAAGUGACUCCUGCAUGCAUGGCCCAGGGGCCCUCUUGCCUCACGACUUACUCACCUGUAGGCUGAAGGAUCAUGGGUAACCUCAUAAGUAGACCUAGUUGCCUGGGUCAGAAGUCCAAGCAAGUAAGGACAAAUGAGGCCUUCUUCAAAGAAUGCUACCAGCGCCAGAGGGAAUGGCCUGUCCCAGAGCCUCCUAAGGAGGAGAGGAAAAUAGAGGAUGUGGACCAAAUCUCCCCACAGGCUCCCACACCAGAAAAAAACAGGAGCUCACCUGCUCCUACUGUCACAACCACCAGCACUUUGGAUAAUGCCUGGAGAAACACACCUUCCCCAGCCAAAACACUAUACAAUGGGUCUUUGCCCAGGAAGACCAAUGUUCAGGAGUACAGGAGAUCACCUCUGGGUCAAUGUGGAACAGCAGAGACUAGAGGCACCCUGCAGAGACGAGACUCUGGAAGCCCAUGGUCAUGGAAAACUCUGAGCACCCGAGAAGUCACUGAAGUCACCGAAGUGACCGAAACUAUCGUGACGGAAAUUGUGGAGGUGACAGAAUAUCCACAAGGACAGAAAGGCGGAGAUCCUAUUAUUACCAGGACGGUUAGGGUCCUUACAGGAGCAGCUGAGGAAUUAGCAGAGCUUCAAAGUAAUGGAAAGUCCAGGUUGGAGAAGGAAUUAAGUCUGGAUAGAUGGAAGAGUACCAGGAGUACUUUGGCUCUGACAGAUGGAUUUGGGGAUCCUGAAAUGUUUAAGCAAAAUCUGCAGAAAUUAUUAACCUGGGUUUGUGAGAUUGAAGAGCUCAUGGCAAAUCAAAAACCUCCCUCAUCGGAAUUUAAUGUAGUGAAAGCUCAGCUUCAAGAACAGAAGCUUCUGCAGCGUCUUCUAGAGGAUAGGAGGUCUAGCAUGGAAACUAUGAUGCAGGAAGGCCCACAUUUAGCAGAGGAGCUUCAGGAGGAAGAGAGGGAUGAAGCCAAACUCCAACUUCCCCAACUCAAGCUGAAGUGGGAAGCUCUUCUUUUAGGAGCUAAUAGGAGGAGACAGAGUUUGGAGCUCAUUUUGCCCCAGGCUCAGCUCUUUCAGGAGAGAAUAGACAGUCUUCAUCAAUGGCUAAUAUCCAUGGAGCAGGACUUGGCGGAGCUCCGUUCUGCAGAGAGAGCAAUGCUUCAUUUACAGGAAGCCACUGAUCAAGCCAAGGCUGUCAUGGAGGAAAUAAAAGCAAAGAGUGCUGACUUAGGAAAACUUCAGCAGUGCUGUCAUGAUUUCAUUGAGAUAGUCUCAGAGGAGGAGUUUCAGCUGGUUCAAGAGAAGGCAGAUAGCUUGCGGAUCCGGUACUCAGUGCUCAGUUUGGGCAGUGCUGAUGUGCUGCAGAGGCUGGAGCAUGCACUGGAGGCUUCUAGCCGAUGCACCUCCAGUCAGGAAGACCUCCACCUGUGGCUGGGCCGCAUCGAGAGGGAACUUCUGGGGACAGCUCAGACUGGAGAUGCAGUGCUGUGUGCUGCUGAGAGAGAGAGGUUGGAACAAGCAGUUGAAAAAGAAUUGGCCUGGUUUCGAGCUACAACCCAGGGACUGGAGAACCUCAGAGUCAUCAUCCUGGACCCUGAUGUCAUUGCUACCCAGCUCUAUGAACAGAAAAUUCUCUCAGUGGAGAUUCUUCAGCACAGGUUUAACAUAGAGAAAAUGGUGAAGGUUUCUGAACUCUUACAGGCAUAUAGUGAGAGUGAGGAUAUGGGAAGCCUCCAGACGGGUCUGGAUACUCUGGAGGAGCAAUGUCAGAUAACCACUGGCACUAAUUCCCAUGUGGUGUUACAAUUGGAGCAUGCGCAAUCUCUCUUGUCCCAGUUCUCAGAGGGCUAUGCCGAGGUGGUGCCAUGGUUACAGGAAACCAAAACCCUUACUGACCGGCUUGCUUUGAACACCAUCAGUUACGAGGCAUUCAGAGAACAACAGGAGCUCUUACAGAGCCUAAGGGAGUCUGUAGCUGAACACAAGCCUUUAAUAUUCCGAUUAGGAAUGCUGGCCAAACGUCUGUCAGACCUGAGUCCUGACCAGGCACAGCAGUACUGCCAGAAAGUGACAGAGGCUGAGGAGCAAUACCAAACCAUCAGAGAUAGAGUCCGAGAGGCUGCUGGAGUCCUUGAGGAGUCUCUGCCACGGUAUACGCAGCUGAAUGAGAGGAUGAUUCUGAUAGGGGAAAGCAUCGAGCAUCUGUACAACCACAUGCAGACCACAGUGAUUCUUCAGGGCCACACUCCACGCAUUCAGGAACAACUGAAGGACAACAAGAACAUUCUGGCUGAGCUCUCCAAGCUGGAGCUGAGCCUGAACAGUGUGAGGACUCAAGCUGAGGAGCUGCUGACAAACACACAAGCAGUGGCAGGCAGCUCCAUAGGCUCAGCUAUCCAGGAGCAGGUGAGCAGCCUGACCAGCCAGUGGGAGGAGACUCAAAGGCAGUGUCAGGAGAGGGAGAAGUGGCUUCUUCACCUGCUUGAUUUGGCUACAAGGUUCUGGAAUUAUGUAAGCAGCAUGACCAUUGGGUUGAAUGAUGCCCAACAAAUAAUGCUAGACCUCAACUCAAGCAGAACAGACUCCGAAACCAUCCAGCAGAGCCUGGUCACAAUGCAGACACUGAGAGAGGACAUUGAUGGACUGCAAGGAGAACUAGACACACUUGGGGUUUUGGGAAUGGAGCUAAUGUCUGCAUGUGGAGACACGGACAAGCCAGAUGUCACAAAAAGCUUAGAUGAGCUCUACUGCACAUGGAACAAUCUAAAUAAGAUCUGGACUGAGUGCCACAAUAAGUUAGAAGAAUCUCUACAGUUGGCGCUGAAUUAUCAGGACACCCUGCAGGGGCUAUUUGAGUGGCUCAAGUCAGCAGAACUGAAAUCCACUGAAGAGUUCUUAGUGGGAUCUGAUCUUGGAUCUGUCAAAGAGCAGUUGUGUGGUCUGAAGGAGUUCAAGCGGGAAUUAUACCAGAAAAAGAUUGAGGUUGAGAGUUUGAACCAUCGUUUUGUGGGUCGUCUCUCUCCGGGGUCUGUGCGGCCUGGGUCUGCCUCACCGUUGAGUGAUUUUCGUCAACGCUGGGACAGCCUGGAGUCAGAGACUGUCAACCGACAACACCAGUUGGAGUGUGCACUGCUGGGAUUGGGCCAGUUCCAGAAUAAUUUUGAUGAGCUGCAUGCCUGGAUCUCCCACACUGCUGAACUGCUGCAGGCAUCUCGGCCCAUCAGCAUUGACCUACAGACCUGUGAAAUAGAGCUGGCCAAGCACAAGGUGCUGCGCAAUGAUGUGAUGUCACAUGUACACACUGUGGAGUCUCUGAACCAGGCAGGAAGGAUCCUGCUGGAGGGCACAGGAGGAGAGAGUCCUCAGGGUCUGCAGCAUCACCUGGAGCAACUGAACGAGUGCUGGGAGUUUGUACGCUCUGAGACAGAGCGCAGGCAACUGGAGCUGGAGAAUUACCUCAGUCAAGUUCAAGAUGUAACAAUGGAAAUCCAGGAUCUUCUGCAGUGGCUGGAGUACACAGACUUGAAACUAUCCUCCAGUAAAACUGUAUGGGGAAUGCCAGACUCUGCCAGUGAGAGACUCAGUAGUCAUUUGGAGCUGUGUAAUGAGAUGGACUCUAAACUGCAUUCCUACACAAAUAUCCGUAACGCUGUCCACAGGAUGCUGGAGGGAAGCAACGUGGCCCGUGGCUCCAACACUGAGCACAGCUUAAGCAUCCUGGAGCAGAAGUGGAACACUGUCUAUACAAAAAUGCAAGACCGCAAGGCUAAGUUAACAGAAGGACUUGGUCUAGCAAAGGAGUUUAACAGCAAUGUCCAAGAUCUGCUGACCAAAAUGGCAAAGUGUAAAGAGGUCAUUAGUGCCCUGCCUACUCCCAGCUUCAUCCUCGACACCAUCAGCACCCAGCUUCAGGAACACAAGAUGUUGGUGAAUGAAGUCCAGUCAUACGGGGAGAAGAAGACUUGUGUGGAGAAUUCAGCCUCACAGCUGUUGGAGCUUAGCAGGAAAGAGGACUGUGAUGUGGUACAGAAUCUGCUGAUAACAGUGCAAGACCGCUACAGGAAGCUCAACCAGCACACCGCAGACAGGGGGAAGACUCUGGAGGAUGUUAAGAAACAAGCUAAACAGUUCAGUGAGUCCUGGCAGCUGCUGAUGGACUGGAUGACUGAAGUUGAACAGACUCUGGACACACAUAAGGAGAUCGCUGUGUCACAUGAAGAGAUAAAACAGCAGCUCACUGAGCAGAAGGAAUUCCAUAAACUCUUUCGCUCCAAGAGGCCAAUGUACGAGGCCUGCUUGAAGCGUGGUCGCACCCUCUUAGAAAAGACUCAGAAUCCUUUAGACACCCAGCAUCUUGAGAAUAUGGUGUCUGAGCUCAGAGACUCAUGGGAUACUGUCAGUGGAAAGUCUAUGGAGAGGCAACAUAAAUUGGAGGAGGCUUUGCUGUUUUCCGGAAGGUUCAGCGAUGCUCUCCAGGCACUAAAUGACUGGCUGUACAGGGCAGAGCCACAGGUUGCUGAAGAUGUGCCUGUUGGUGGCGAGAAGGACUUGGUUAAUAAUUUAACUGACAAGCACAAGGUGUUCCAGAAAGAGCUGGGGAAGCGUGCUGGUUGUAUUCGCACCCUGAAGCGUUCGGUGAGAGAUCUGACCCGUGGAAGCACUGCUGAUGCCCACUGGCUGCAGGAGCAGAUGGAGGAUUUGGAGGUCCGCUGGGAGGCUGUGUGUAAACUCUCAGUGUCCAGACAGACCAGACUGGAGGCAGCACUACGACAGGCAGAGGAGUUUGACAGAAUGGUCCACUCAUUCCUUGAUCAACUUGUUGACAUUGAGAGGGUUUUGAAAUAUGGUGCAUUACCUGAAGAAGAAAAGUCUCUCCGAACCUUUCUCACACAGCACAAGGAGUCAGUGAGUUCUUUAAGUAGUCAUCAAGUGGCACUGGAAUGCAUACAAACCUUAGGUGAAGAGAUUUUGUCCUCCUGCCACCCUGACUCUGUUAUUACUAUCAAAUCUUGGAUCAGUGUCACCAAAACCCGCUAUGAGGAAGUCCAGACAUGGGCACAGCAGCAAGCUGAACGAAUCCAAGCUGCCCUUUCUGCUCUGGAGGCUGAGAGAAAAGAGGUACAGGGCCUCCUGAACUGGAUCUCCUCUGCUGAAGAAUCACUGAACCUCAAAGACCAGGAACCCUUGCCUGAUGACAUAGAGCAGACAGCAGAGCUCAUCACCCAACACACAGUUUUUAUGGAUGAGUUAAAGAGUAAAGUAAUAGAAGUAGAAAAUGCCACAAAAUCCUGCAAACUCAAGCUGACUCCUAAGCAGCAGGUGUCUCCGUGCCACAAGACACCAACCAAAAGGAGAGGCCAAACAAAGUCCCAGACCUCAGUUACUUUGCCACUAGAGAGGCUGGAACCUCAGACGCCCCAGUUGUGUCAACUAAUCAGUGGGUGGCAGAAACUGUGGGUCCAGGCCCAUAGCAGACAGAGCAGACUUGAAGAGCACCAGCAGAGACUCAGAGAGGUGGAAGAGUUUGCUAACUUUGACUUCAACAUAUGGCGCAAGAGGUACAUGCAGUGGAUAAGUCACCUCAAGUCUCGGAUUUUAGAUGUUUUCCGCAGCAUCGAUCGGGAUCAGGAUGGCCGAAUCAGCCAAAAGGAGUUCAUUGACAAUGUCCUGGCGUCCACAUUCCCAACCAGCUCCUUGGAAAUGACUGCAGUUGCAAACAUCUUUGAUGUGAAUAGUGAUGGAUUCAUUGACUACUAUGAGUUUGUGAGUGCACUCCACCCAAGCCGAGAUCCCUACAGAAGAACAAUUGAUGUAGACCAGAUCAAUGAAGAGGUGAGCAGGCAGGUGUCCCAGUGCAGCUGCCCAAAGAGGUUUCAGGUGGAGCAGGUUAGCACUAACCGGUACAGGUUUGGAGAUUCUCAGCAGUUACGUAUGGUGCGUAUUUUACGAAGCACACUCAUGGUACGUGUUGGUGGUGGAUGGACAGCGCUGGAUGAAUUUCUUGUUAAGAAUGACCCUUGCAGAGUGAAAGGUCGGACAAACCUGAAGAUAAAGGAGAAGUACCUGUCACCUCAUUCUUUUGAAGCAUCUGGUUGCAGAGGAAGCAAGGGGAUGACAGUGAGCAGGUCAAACUCCAGCCUGAGUUUAUACAGCAGUGCCUCAGCUCCUAGUAGUCCCUUAUCUCGAAAGGCACUGUUACGCAGAAGUUUCUCUGGGGAACGGUGCAUUCGGCCAAGGAGCUCUAUAGCUGCAUUAGGAACAGACCAGUUCUCUCCAGCAGGAGAUGAUGAUUCUCCCUCAACCUCAGAGGAAACUGAAAGUGCGCCCACAUAAUUCUACGCUCAGCUCCCAGCAUGUAAAAGCAACAGGACUCAGGAUCCAAGUUCAGAGGCCCAGAAAGUGGUACAGGCCAAAAUGGAAGACCUUAGUUUAUUGGUCCCUCCUCUACAUAACCCUUCACACACUCACCCUGGCUGAUGGACCUUUUUUUCAUCCAAGAGCUGGUGGAUCAUGUUCCCAGUGGUACAAAGGUGUGGUGGGAAUUCUAUCCACAGUCAGAAAUUAUGCAACCUUAUUCCUUUUCACAACACAGCAUUUUGCCAGCUACUCAAAUUUGUAUUUAUAUAUUUUGCUUGUGUUGUUGUUGUUGUUUUUUUGCAAAGCAAACACAGUAUAUCCUCCUCUCUGUUCUGAGAGACUUAGUGUUAGAAUGUUCUGCAUGGGUAUUAGCUGCAUGAUGCCUCUGCUCUCCCAAAUCCCAAAUAUUUUGGCUUUAUACUAAAUAAUGUGCAUACUGAGGUCCUUUACUGUGAGGAUGUGGGCAUCAAAAAUGCAAAUGCCUUUCCUGAAAACACACAUAUGCACACAUUCACACAUAUCAGCUAUCUGUUUCAUAAUUAUUUACUCGACAACCUGCAGAUGCUGAUGCCAACCAAAACAACCAGACCUCGUUCAACUGCCUUAAGGCUUGAAUGAAUGUAUUCUCUAUUAUUAUGUAUUGUAUACUCUUGAAAAAAAAAAAAAAAAAAAAAAACCUCAAA
Messenger RNA from Ictalurus punctatus (channel catfish), 9291 nucleotides. It is a transcript of the gene macf1b, whose product is annotated as microtubule actin crosslinking factor 1b. Gene Ontology annotation, cellular component: focal adhesion; intermediate filament; hemidesmosome. The record is from RefSeq and is a predicted model, not a curated record. Gene Ontology annotation, molecular function: structural molecule activity; microtubule binding; calcium ion binding. Lineage: Eukaryota; Metazoa; Chordata; Actinopteri; Siluriformes; Ictaluridae. The coding region runs from base 2324 to 8584 and encodes 2086 amino acids. Gene Ontology annotation, biological process: wound healing; cytoplasmic microtubule organization; hemidesmosome assembly. The transcript is spliced from 42 exons.